UAUUUUUUAACACUUUCUAACUAAUAUAUUUAAAAAAAUAAUUUUCUCAACAGCAGUUUCAACAGAAAUGCUAAACAGACCCUAAAUUAAUAGCCCUUAAACUCUAUUUUUUAGCUAAAUAGUCCCUAAAUAGAUUGAUAGAAAUGUAAUGUUUUCCUUAUGAUUACACUAGACUUAGUGUGUUGAUCAUUGAAAAAUAACGUGUUCAUCAUUGAAAGCUAUGUUUAAUCUGUUUACAUUUCAGAAUAUAUUCAAUUUAUAACAUACACUAUCUCUUGAGUCUUCACCUCUUUCUUAUACAGUGUUCAUCAAUUGAUUUCCAACUAUGUAUAUAGUUUCAAAUCUCUACUAAUUUAGUUCUGCAGGUAUAAUGAGCAGCGGAUGAAAUGAUGAGAACUUCAAAGAUUUCAUUGGGGACUUCAGAUUAUCGUCUAUGGAUUCUUGCUUUGGCAAUCCUGAGUGUUGUGUUAUUGAUGGCUGUGAGGCGAUCAUGGUUUCAAGAUGAGUUGUUUUCUGCUCCAAUAAGGGAAGAUUUUCACCUCCCAUUGAGCUUGCCUUCAAAAGGGUAUGGCUACCCUCCGAUUCUUGCUUACUGGAUUUGUGGGACUAGUGGAGAUAGCAAGAGAAUGCUACGAUUGUUGAAAGCUAUUUAUCAUCCAAGAAACCAGUAUCUGCUGCAACUUGAUGCUGAUUCAUCUGAUUAUGAAAGGGUAGAUUUAGUAGUUUCGAUUCAAUCCCAGAAUUUGUUUAGAAGUUUUGGAAAUGUUAAUGUUGUUGGAAAAAGUUAUGGUGUUAACAGGAUUGGAUCAUCAGCACUUGCUGCCACACUUCAUGCUGCUGCACUGCUUCUCAAGCUAAAUCAAGAUUGGGAUUGGUUCAUCAAUUUAAGCCCUGCUGAUUAUCCCAUAAUGAGUCAAGAUGAUCUUCUCCAUGUCUUCACUUCCUUACCAAGGGAGCUCAACUUCAUACAUUUUUCAAAUGAAAGUGAAUGGAAAGAGAAACGAAGGAUAGAACAAAUUGUUAUAGAUCCCAGCUUGUAUCUUCAAAAGAGUAGUGACCUUUUCUAUACCGUAGAGACACGAACUCCAGAUGCUUUCAAGAUCUUUGAAGGUUCACCCUGGCUGAUUCUUACAAGAGAUUUGAUGGAGUAUUGUGUCAAAGGAUGGGACAACCUUCCAAGAAAACUGAUAAUGUAUUUCAGCAAUGUAGCAUACCCAAUUGAAUUCUACUUCCACACAGUCAUUUGCAACUCUCCAGAGUUUCAGAACACAACAGUAAACACUGAAUUAAGGUACAAUAUUUUGGAAGAUCCAAACUUUAACAAGAUACUAGAUGGUGGAGCAGCAGCAGCAUUUGCAAGACCAUUUAAGGAAGGGGAUUCAGAGCUUAACAGGAUUGAUAAGAUGAUCUUAAACCGCCUGCCUGAUGGAGUGGUGCCUGGAAAUUGGUGCUUAAGCCAAGGUAUGAAUGUGAAUUACAGAGAGUCUAAGAAUUGGAAGUUAUGCUUAACUUGGAGCAAUAUUGAUUAUGUAAAGCCAGGGCCUUUUGCUUUGAAGCUUGCAUUGUCUUUUUCAGAGCUACAAAUUGAUGGCAAAAUAAGAACGAACCAUCACUGCCACCAGUAGUUUAGUAUCUGUAAUAUUACCUCAAACAUUAAUACAUUACGUUAGUGGAAAGUUUUUAUACAAAUUAAAAACACAAAUUUAUUU
Molecule: messenger RNA, 1709 nt
Organism: Hevea brasiliensis (rubber tree)
Lineage: Eukaryota; Viridiplantae; Streptophyta; Magnoliopsida; Malpighiales; Euphorbiaceae
Product: beta-glucuronosyltransferase GlcAT14A-like
Exons: 4
Coding region: 387-1625 (412 amino acids)
Cellular component (GO): membrane
Molecular function (GO): glucuronosyltransferase activity
Source: RefSeq, a predicted model, not a curated record